AAACAAGCUGAGAUACUUUACGAGUUGGACGUUGACAUUCCUUUGCUAAUCGAUGAUAUCGUCUUCGAUCCAUCUCCACAUCGAAUCCAAUCUGCCACCCGAAAAAUAUCUGCUAAUGAUAAUAUUUAUUAUUUAGAGAGGGAGUGGACAAGUAUUUCUCUCUGCUCUUCAGAUUGGGUAUUAACCAAAAAAAAUAAAACUUGGUAUGACAUAUCGGCUGGAGAAUUGCUAAUUGAAACUCUAAUUAGAGAAGCAAAAUCCUCUAACAGUAACUCUUUUAAGUUGCCUGAGAUUCCAUCAAACUUUCUCUCUCUGAUCUAUACUGAUAUUAUUAGAAAGACUGAUGUCGCUAGACUUAAAGGAGCAGGAUGGUCUAUUAAAAAGAAAGCAUCUACUGCUUUUAAUACUCAAAGAGAAAAGGCAUGUCUGAUUAUAUCAGCACGUCAUAAUCCCCAAUCGAUAAGUGAAUUGGUCCAAUUCAAACAUUUAGCAAAACCAGAGUAUAUUACGGAUCUAAGUAGCCGAAUAUUGGUUCACUUAGAGCAACUUGAUGACUACAAUAACAUUAUACUUGCAACCAAUGCUCUUAUACCAGAAACAAAUUGCUCCCUUUUACAAGCUCCAAUACUGCAAUUCCUUCAAGACUAUUAUGGAGAUUUAUAUACGAAAUUGAGCAGGCUGUCAUGGGGUCCAUUUGCACCGAAGCCCUUUGAAGUUUUCCCAAUGAUAGCUAUUAAUUUUAAUACCACUAGUAACUAUCAUUGGGAUGAGCAUGACGAGACAAAUAGUUUAUGUGUCUUAGUUCUCCAAAUGGUCGUAUAUCUUAGGCCAGAACAAAUCAUAGCAUUUGCCUUACAUUUAUUACUUCAUGCUUAUAUUAAGGCUGGAAUUAAGAAAGGUGCUAAUAGACCAAUGGUUUCUGAGCAAGAUCUCAAUAAUGCUCAGGGUUUGAACCACCAGACUCAUCUCCCCAAACCGAAAGCAAAACAAAUACAG
Molecule: messenger RNA, 996 nt
Organism: Racocetra persica
Lineage: Eukaryota; Fungi; Glomeromycota; Glomeromycetes; Diversisporales; Gigasporaceae
Source: the annotation of a GenBank genome assembly